Messenger RNA from Epinephelus fuscoguttatus (brown-marbled grouper), 1997 nucleotides. RefSeq names its product heterogeneous nuclear ribonucleoprotein C. Gene Ontology annotation, molecular function: RNA binding. The record is from RefSeq and is a predicted model, not a curated record. The transcript has 7 exons. Lineage: Eukaryota; Metazoa; Chordata; Actinopteri; Perciformes; Serranidae. Bases 142 to 771 code for a protein of 209 amino acids. Gene Ontology annotation, cellular component: nucleus.
UAGCCAAACGGCAGCCUGAACGCACACACACACUGGCACACACACAUUCACACACACACACAGCAAGAGUGAGGACAUAAAAAGAGAGAGUUGCAAAAGAGACGAAAAGAAAUCCUCUCCUGGUUGUUUUGCAUUCCUGAUAUGACCCUGUUCAGCCCAAGAUACAUGAGCAUGAGUGGAGAGUUGAAGUCCAGCCGCUCCAGGGCAUCAAGUAAGAGGGCCAGCAACACCACUUAUGGAUCUGAAUUCGACCUGGACUAUGACAGCUACCACGAGGACUACUAUGACAGGGUGUAUGACUAUCAGCGUGUGCCGGCGUCCCUGUCUCCUCUGCCGCUGGGACCAAGUCUGGCCAAGCGACCCCGUUCCUCCUCCUACUCCACUGGGCACAGACGCAGUCGAGACAGAACCCACUCCAAAAGCUCCAGAGCCCACUCCACUAGUUCAACCACAGCCAAGUUGGGCAUGGAGGAGUUGCAGGUGAUUAAAAAGGAGCUGACUCUGAUAAAGACACAGAUCGAUGGGCUGCUUGACAGUCUUGACAGGAUGGACACACAGAGGAAUGACCACAAAGGGUCUCCCCUGAGAGAGGACAGUCCAGCUGGCUCACCGUACGCUCUGUCUGCCAGCAGCCCCGAGCACUCCCUCUCCUCCCUCUCUCCACCCAGCUCCCGCCAUCGAAUCCACAGGGAGGACCCUGACCUGAGGGAGCCUGAUGAUGACAACCACACGAUGAGCAACCACAGCUCUGACCCCGAAGAGGAAAUAUGAGGGAGGAACAAGAGAAGAUGUAGAAGACAUGGAUUAAGUGCCAAACAUGGAGGAAAAGAACAACAACCGUCAAGCCAACUCUCAUAUCUGUGGCUCAACUCCCCUCCAACAGGGUGUACAUAUCAGAAAACAUAUUACAUUUAAGUGUAUCACAGCAGCUUCUUUUCUGUGACCAUACUUCUGAGUCAAACUGAAACACAAGUGACUUAUAUACACCAGGUACACACACAUUUGAUUGAGAAGAAUUUGUCAGACUAAAGGAGUGACUGACAGACAGUAAUUAUAACGAACAACUGGAAGCACGGAGGUGAAUUUAACUUUUUAUAAUCCGCCCUAAGUAGGCAUUCCUAUUAUAUGAUAUGACAGUUUGCACCAAUGCCAAUAUUUCAGUAUUAAUCCAAAUGAGACAAAAGGGUUCUCUGAUUAAAACACUGUGUAAGGAGCUUACCACUUUAUCUCGUCCACAUUAAAAGCCUUUUUCUAAAACAGGCAGCACAUGCCACUAUCACACUGUACAUACAGUAAUAAUCUAUGUGUAGUCACUGGGUUCUGCACCAUGUUUCUGCUGUUUCACCAGUUUCUCCCCAGAACAAAACUCUCACAUCUUUAAUUAGGUAAUGUAAACCAUGCAAACAGCCUACUUAAGAUUUAUUAUUUUCAGAAUAAGUUGAAUAUUGUGUAUAUGUACUGUAAAAUGAAAGUUCCCUCUGUGGAUCUCAAAGUAUUUUGACUUGUGACAACAAAAGAAAUGUGUAAACUCUCAAAUAUGAUCUUUCAACAGGGCUCUUUGUUGACGCCUGACUCACUUUUUGUCUUUAUUUUAUACUUCUAAUCACAGUUUAGCUAGUCAAAGUACUGUAAAUUGCAGUAAUUCUUAAGAAACUGAAUAAUCACACUGAUCAUCAGGAGAUAAACUGGUUGUUUUCUGCUCUGUCUCUGAGUGUGACUCUACUUCAUAUCUAUUACAAGAAUGUUACAGCUCUCUUCCCCCAUGUAUUUGGCACUUGUGAGACAUGCAAAGGCCCAGGUCAGUGUGUAAUAUUGUGUAUUAUUGUAAACUUUACUGUAAUUGUUGAACUGUCUGAUUUUAAUCUUGAUUUAGGACUUCUCACAUUUUUUUUUUUAAGAAAACGAUGUUAUUCCUAUGGUGUUACAUGUUUUUGUUUGCAUUCUUAAGAUAAGCCAAGUGGAAAUACUCAUUGUCACAGUAGUAAAAGUAUUUUCAU